Otolemur garnettii (small-eared galago) is the source of this 865-nucleotide messenger RNA. RefSeq names its product ribonuclease 4-like. The record is from RefSeq and is a predicted model, not a curated record. Gene Ontology annotation, molecular function: RNA nuclease activity; nucleic acid binding. NCBI's taxonomy places the organism in Eukaryota, Metazoa, Chordata, Mammalia, Primates, Galagidae. The transcript has a single exon. The coding region runs from base 22 to 390 and encodes 122 amino acids.
UGAGGCAUCUCUGACAUACUGAUGGCUCUGCAGAGGACCCAUCCAUUGCUUCUGCUCUUGCUGUUGACCCUGCUGGGGCUGGGGCUAAUACAGCCCUCCUAUGGCCAGCAUGCCAUGUACCAGCGAUUCCUGAGGCAACACAUGGACCUUCAGGUGACAAGUGGUGAUGAUCGUUACUGCAACGUGAUGAUGCAAAGACGGAGGAUGACUAUUCGUCAAUGCAAGCCCUUUAAUACCUUCAUCCAUGAAGACAUCGGGAACAUUCUUAAUAUCUGCAACACCUCCAAUAUCCCGUGCAAGAAUGGCCGGAUGAACUGUCAUGAGGGUGUAGUGCAGGUCACAGACUGCAAGGAGACAGGAGGUUCCAGGAUCCCCAACUGCAGAUACUGAGCCAAGUCAAGCACUCGGCAUAUUGUCAUUGCCUGUGAGGGUAACCCAGAGGUGCCUGUGCACAUGGACAAAUAGAUGCCACCCUGCUGGGGUUAUGGGCAGCAUUUGGCCCUUUAAUUUACUUUUAAAUAUCAAUGAGCGUGCAUGUGAGCUAUCCCAGGCUCUGUCUCCUCUGCUCAUUUCUUAUUCUUUUUCUCAGUAUAAACCAUUCUAUUAAAUAUCAGUACAUUUCAUUAAAGAGACAUGGAGAGGUAUCUUUAAAACAAGUCUGGGCUUGUAAUAAGCUUCCUUUUAUAAUACUGGUCAGCUUAGCUCUCUCAGAUCCUGUCAUCUGGAAUUUGGUCAUUAUGUGUAUUGAUACAGCAUUUCAAGCACUGCAGAGAGCUUUCAUUUAAGCUAUCUCAUUACAGCACCCUGAUGCUGCUAUUAUACAUAUAUAGGAGCUUGGGGUUAAGGAAUCUGCUGAAGACCAUAA